AUGACAUUCAGGAAAAUUGGUGUUUGUCCUGAAAUUAUCGAACUUUUACACGAGAAGGGUAUACUUGUGCCAUCGGAAGUUCAAGCAGCAUGUAUCCCUGAGGUUUUAUCUGGUCAUGAUGUUGUCGCAUGUGCUCAAACUGGUUCCGGCAAAACUGCUGCAUUUGUUAUCCCUCUUCUUCAAGCGUUGAUGCAUGAACCAAGACCGUUUUAUGCUCUUGUUAUUACACCCACUCGUGAACUCGCCCAUCAAAUUGGCGAGCAGACGGCAGGUCUUAACCUGGUUCAGGGGAAUUCAAUAUGUACUGUUCAGGUUAUAACAGGCGGUCAGAGCAUAAUUCGGCAGGGAAUCGAUUUAGCUCGGGGUCCGCACAUUAUCGUUGCCACUCCUGGACGGCUGGCGGACCUCUUGCGCACUCAGAAAUCAUCUGCAGAGUCCGGUGCUGUUCCUGAAUGGAACCUCUCUCGCCUUAAAGUCCUCGUGCUUGAUGAAGCUGAUCGGCUACUAGAAGACAACUUUGGUAAAGAUCUUGCGGAAAUCAUGGCAGCUCUGCCGCGAAACCGUCAGACUCUCCUAUUCAGCGCGACCUUCAGUGGUGCUGUCAAGAGGGCCGUAGAAUCUGCUAGGGCGGCCGCCAUCGCAGAUAAUCGCAAUCCCCCCGUCAUGUGGGAGUCCAAAGGCAUUACCGAGUCCCCUGGACAAAAAGCUGCCAGUUCUACGACCGUCGAUACUCUGUCUCAGUACUACCUGAUCACAAGACCUGAAUUGAAGGAUGCCUUCUUAGUCCACGUCAUAGAUCAAUUUCUUACUGAAAACUCACAUUCAUUAAUAAUUGUUUUUACAAACAAGUGCAAGUGGUGUCACCUCCUUGGUUUGAUUAUGUCGUCAGUGGGUAUUCAGUCGGCUGUUUUGCAUUCUUCGAUGCCCCAGACUGAUCGAAUUGCAGCUCUAACAGCUUUUAAAUCUAGUCAUGUGCGAGUGUUAAUUGCAACCGAUCUUGCUAGUCGCGGAUUGGAUUUUCCGACGGUGGAUGCCGUGGUCAAUCACAACGUCCCAAUUCGACCGAAAGACUAUGUUCAUCGUGUUGGCCGGACAGCGCGAGCUGGGAAGGCGGGUAUGGCUAUCACCUUCGCUGAUCUCUUUGAGAUUAAGCGGUUGAAGGCGGUUCAAACCUUCAUUGGCAAGAACCUCCAAAGAUUUGAAGUUAACGAGGCCCAUGUGGCCAAAAUAAUACCUGAAGUUAUUAUAGCACGAAGGACUGCAGAACGCAAACUUGAUGAAAUGCGCUUCGAUGAAAAACGGGAGAUAAUCAAGGCAAAAAAUCUUCUCAAGAUGCAAAGUAGCAAAUUAUAG
Messenger RNA from Echinococcus granulosus, 1353 nucleotides. Its product is annotated as putative ATP-dependent RNA helicase DDX49. The transcript has 6 exons. The record is from RefSeq and is a predicted model, not a curated record. Bases 1 to 1353 code for a protein of 450 amino acids. Lineage: Eukaryota; Metazoa; Platyhelminthes; Cestoda; Cyclophyllidea; Taeniidae. Gene Ontology annotation, molecular function: nucleic acid binding; ATP binding; RNA helicase activity.